AUGGAAAAUGAACACUCUAAUGAUAUUGUUUUCCAAGGUCAUACGGAUUCAGUAACAAGCUUAAGUUACAACGACCAACUUGAACACGUCGUCUCAGUGAGUUGCGACCAAACACUGCGCGUGUGGUCUCUUAAAACGAGGGAACAAAUAGGUAUCACAUCAAAACAUGCUACACAACUCAACAGCGUAAACAUAGACAGUAAUGGGUUAAAUAUUAUAUCAAGUGGGAUGGAUUUUAGAACCUGUUUGUUUGAUUAUGAAACUUUAAAACUCAAGUUUGUCCUACUGAACGGAGGUGCAGUUACUGAUCAUUCAAUCACCAAGGAUGGUAAUUGUUUGGUAUGUGUUACUGAUAUCAGCUGCCAAAUGAACUUAUGGGAUUUAAGAUGGCGAAAGAAAGUUUUUUCGAUUCCAGAUAUUCACGAAAAUACACCAACAUGUUGUCUGUUUACUCCGAAUGAAAAUUGUGUAGUUACAACAUCAACAGAUGGAUCCGCAAAAUGCACAGACCUGCGAUCUCUCAAAACAUUACUGACCUUGCGUGAUCAUAGGAAUGCUGUAUCAUCGGCAGCCAUCGCUAGAGACGGAAAGUUGCUGGUAACAACAUCAUGGGACAAAGCGGUUCAUCUAUACGACAUUGAGACUGGAAACUACAGGAGAGAGGGACCACAGAUUUUAGCUGAUGGUCACACUGGUUCUAUAAGUAGCUGUGACAUAGACGAUAAUGGGAUCUAUCUGGCGACUGGAGGUCACGACAAGUGUGUUAUAUUAUGGGAUACUGAGAAAAAAGAAGUCAAGCUGUGUCUCAAGAUUGGAUUAAUGACGUACACAUGA
This is a messenger RNA of Schistosoma guineensis, 834 nucleotides long. The record is from the annotation of a GenBank genome assembly. Lineage: Eukaryota; Metazoa; Platyhelminthes; Trematoda; Strigeidida; Schistosomatidae.